This is a messenger RNA of Myodes glareolus (Bank vole), 1143 nucleotides long. The record is from RefSeq and is a predicted model, not a curated record. Lineage: Eukaryota; Metazoa; Chordata; Mammalia; Rodentia; Cricetidae.
CCCAGGGGAGCCUGGAGCCCACCCUGCUCUGCUUCGGGCCAUGACGAUUCUACGGUUCAUCGCACUUGCUCUGGUGACAGGGCACGUAGGGGGAGAGACGAGGAUCAUCAAGGGUUACGAGUGCACCCCUCAUUCCCAGCCAUGGCAGGUGGCCCUCUUUCAGAAGACACGACUUCUCUGUGGGGCAACCCUCAUCGCCCCCAAAUGGCUCCUGACAGCCGCCCACUGCCGCAAGCCGUGGUGUUCAUCUCUCCCUCCCCACCCCUGCCCUGUCCUCCCACCUUUCCACCUCUGACCACUGCUCUCCCACCUCAGCCAUUACGUGGUCCUCCUUGGAGAACACAAUCUGGAGAAGACGGAUGGCUAUGAGCAGAAGCGAACGGCCACGGAGUCCUUCCCUCACCCCGGCUUCAACAACAGCCUCCCCAACAAAGACCACCGGAACGACAUCAUGCUAGUGAAGAUGUCCUCUCCCGCCGUCGUCAGCCGAGCAGUGCGGCCGCUCACGCUGUCCUCACACUGCGUCACUGCGGGCACCAGCUGCCUCAUUUCCGGAUGGGGCACCACGUCCAGCCCCCAGUUGCGCCUGCCUCAUUCCUUGCGAUGCGCCAAUGUCUCCAUCAUCGAACACAAGGAGUGUGAGAGCGCCUACCCAGGCAACAUCACAGAGACCAUGCUGUGUGCUAGUGUUCGGAAGGAGGGCAAGGACUCCUGCCAGGGUGACUCUGGAGGCCCUCUGGUCUGCAAUGGAUCUCUUCAAGGCAUCAUCUCCUGGGGUCAGGACCCGUGCGCGGUCACCAGAAAGCCUGGUGUCUAUACCAAAGUCUGCAAAUAUAUUGACUGGAUCCACGAGAUUAUGAGAGACAACUAAAGGGGACCUGCUUGUCACCACCCAACCCCUCCAAUCUCUUCUUAAUGCUUUGACUUCCGUUUGUUCCCCCCUAAGAAGCCCUCAACUAGGACCCUUGCAUGUACUCUCUUCAACCCACCGUGGAUAUAGUAUAGGAAAUGUUCUGAUCUGAUGAUCAACUUGGGGCUUGGAACAAAUUCUAGCUUGACCUAAGUUGUGACUCUAGAUAUAAUCAUCACUGGCUUUGUUUCGUUGUUUGGUUGUUGUUGUUGUUUUUGUUGUUGUUUUGUCCC